Messenger RNA from Zea mays, 1396 nucleotides. NCBI's taxonomy places the organism in Eukaryota, Viridiplantae, Streptophyta, Magnoliopsida, Poales, Poaceae. The record is from RefSeq.
AUCGGAUAAUCUCGUAGGUUCCAUCUGAACAGACAACACGAAUUUUACCUAAAAAAGAAGAAGAAACAGAAAGAAAAGACGCUAGAAGGACGUGUGUACUACUCCACUCCUUAACAAUCGGUACAUGGGAGUAAUUGGUAAACGUAAGUAUUCUUUAUGGAUUAAUUAGGCUUUUAUCUAGAUACGGCAAAAGAAUUUGUUAAGGCCUGCUCUGCUAUAUAUAUAGUCUGUCAUCCAGAAAAACCAGGCACAUCGGUGUCUGUCUAACCCAUCUAUUCUGCUCCGUUUCAGCCUCCUCGUGCCUUGUUUGUCGAACAAACAACUGGAGGAAAAAAACGUCCGUCCAUCCGUGCGUGUUAGCUGCAGGCUGCAGCUCCCACUUGCCAGCUUGUCUCAAGGUGUUUGCGCUCUACAACUGGCCAGACAGGGCUCUUGUCGGAUCAUACGUCGACAGCAGCCUUCUCACAGGCUCGAACUGGGGCGCCAACAGGUUGUUCUCGAGGUUCAGCAGCACCAGCAGGACUGUCUUGGCUGUGAUGUCGUCCAUCUCCUUCAGCUUCUGCAGGUGGGCUUCCACCGGGACCGGCGCGUCCGCGUCGAACAUGUCGCCGACGAACCUGUACACAUGCGCAAACGGCAUGUCCUCGGGUGACAACGGGAGCUCGAUCUGCUGUUGGUCCUCCACGACGCCCAUCGCCGACGCUUCACUUGCGCUGCCGCCGCCGCCGCCACCGCCGCCAGCCCAGUCUAUGCUGGUGCCGCUCAAGCUUCUGGACCUUGAGGAAGUACUUCUGCGCGUGGCUCCGUAUCUGGACUGUCGUCUUGGUGCCGACAUGCUCCUCGAUCUUCUUCCAGUCGCGUCCAAACAUGAGCAGCGCGUCGACGAAGCGGGCGUGCUCCUCGGUGCUCCACCGCUCGCGGGGCUUGGUGAUGGUGUAGGGCUUCCUCGCCUUCUUCCCGGGCAUCUCGCAGCCCCCGCCGUCCGUGGACGAGUAAUCCCUCUCCAUGGACCAGCUCAGCUCAGCUCAGCUGAUGCCUGAUGGGAACGGGGUCGUCGUCCCCCGAAGCACGGCCUGCAGGCAUAUAUAAUACAGUACGCGAGAGGAGAAAAGGCACAGGAUCCAUCUGGAGUUGGGGGGAGUCGGGACAGCAAGCUGACUAGCUAGCUCAGGUUCAGUCACCAUUCGCCCCCCUGCAGACACGCGCAUCGGCCGGCGGCCGGCGGUGGUAGUUGAGGGCUUGAGGCACGAGCGGAAAUGGCCGUGUGCUGUCGUCUGUGCGGAGCCGCGCGCCGGCGCGCGCCUAAGAUUUAGGCGGAGGGCGAGGCCGGGCGAGACGACAGAGCGGCGAGCGCCUAGCGCCUAGCGCGGUUGGUCGUUGGUUGAUUGGUUUGGCG